AUGGCGAUACUGGCCAAGGAAAAAUCGUCGCUGACGUUCGGAGAAUACGUGCUGAUAGUCUACUUCACGUAUUGGGGAGACCUGAAUGCAGGCAACUAUAACUGGAAAAGGGGAGACGAUAUGGACCAGGCGGCCCGGAAGGCCUACGAGGCGGUGAUGGUGGCGCGGCCCCGCCGUCCGGAAGACCUGCAGUUCGCGUGGUUCGAGACGGAAGUGAAGCGGCGCGCGCUGACCGAGUACAACUAUAUGUGGGAAAAAGACCACGAGGUGUCCACACUCAACAUUGGCCUCUACGAUUCCUUCGUACUGUAUGCGCUUGCGCUAAAUGAGACUAUCGCGGCAGGCGAGAAUCCUCGUAAUGGGCAGAGAGUUGUUAAACGGAUGUGGAACAGAACUCUUGAUGGUAUCGGCGGACCAUUUUAUAUAAAUCCAAACGGUGACCGAGUGGUUGAUUUCACCUUACUCGACAUGGUCCCAGAAACUGGACAAUUCAAGGUAGUUGCGAAAUACGAGGGUUGGACAAACCAAUUCAAGCUUAUACCAGAAGUUCCGAUACACUGGCCAGUGCGCGGCAGUCGUCCCCCGAACCAACCCACUUGUGGCUUUCGCGGAGAAGUCUGCGUAACUUUUUCGUUGUCCUCCAGUGCAGUUGUGGCGAUCAGUUUGAGCAGCGUCAUUGUCGUCCUCGCCGUAGUCGGCAUUUUUAUGUUCAGGAAAAUAAAAGCGGAAGCGGAUAUUCAGAGUAACUGGUGGCGCGUACGCAGUGAGGACAUACACGUGACCAUACAGACGUCAUCAGUAAUGUCCAGCAAUCGCCGGUUUCAGAACGACGAAGGCACUUCGAUAGUGACACAACCUCAAGAAGCUCAGGCAGUUGGCGUUUACAAAGGAACAAUUGUGCAUGUCAGAAAGCUGGAGGUGAAGACAGCUCCAAUAGACCGAGCACUGUUACUAGAGAUCAAACAGAUGCGUGAGAUCACCUGUCCAAAUCUGACUAAUUUCUUCGGGCUCUGCCCAGAAACAGGCAAGAUGUGUGUGCUGACCGAGCACUGCGCCAGGGGAAACCUUCAGGAUAUUCUUCAAAAUGAUGCCAUGAAGUUGGACUUGGACUUCAAACUGUCGCUGAUUCAGGAUAUCGUGGAGGGUAUGACGUACCUGCACGCUAGCAUUAUUGGUGUCCAUGGUCAGUUGACCGACUCGCGGUGUUUGAUAGAUGGACGCUUCGUGCUCAAGAUUACCGGCUUUGGGCUCAAUUGCUUGAAUGAAGCUGAAAUAAGGAAUAAGCGACUUGAACGUGGUGAGGGAAUUUUUUUGUCAACGUAUGCGGCAGAUAAUAAGUGGUAUUAUUAG
Dreissena polymorpha is the source of this 1350-nucleotide messenger RNA. RefSeq names its product atrial natriuretic peptide receptor 1-like. Gene Ontology annotation, cellular component: membrane. The transcript has 12 exons. The record is from RefSeq and is a predicted model, not a curated record. Gene Ontology annotation, biological process: cGMP biosynthetic process; receptor guanylyl cyclase signaling pathway; protein phosphorylation. Gene Ontology annotation, molecular function: guanylate cyclase activity; ATP binding; peptide receptor activity. The coding region runs from base 1 to 1350 and encodes 449 amino acids. Lineage: Eukaryota; Metazoa; Mollusca; Bivalvia; Myida; Dreissenidae.